AUGAUACUACUCUUGUUACUAACAAGUGCACUGACUCGAGAAGUCAACGAAACGACUUUUAAUGAGACAAGUAACUGUGGAGAUGGUGUAUGGGAUGGGUAUUACGAACAAUGUGAUGGUACCGCUGGGUGUACUUCUUCAUGUUUGUGUGAUACUGGCUACACUGCUGAUGGCAAAGGAGGGUGUACCAUGAGUUGUAUAUAUGGCAGUGCAUGUCUGACUGGAUGCUUGAAACCCGACACUUGUGAGAUGUGUAAUGAGACAUUGGGAUAUGCUGAGGAUUGUCAAGGGUGUCAGAGCAAGUACAUGUGGUAUGGGGAAGGCAAUUGUCAAUUAAUGCCGGACUUAAACGACGUCCUCUCCUGUGGAAAGUUCUUUGAAAAACUGAAUGAGUUAACAAACGACACAAUUAAGAAUAGUUUCAGUGUAGAGAUUGGUGGGGAGACAACCACUUUAGGUGCAGAUGGUCUUUUAGUUGUUCCUAAACUGCCCGAUGAGAUUCGAACGAAGUUACAGAUAUGUAGAUGUUCUCGAUUGGUUGAACCAACGAAGCCAUACACAUAUGGAGCGUGGAUUAAAUUGACUAGUAAGAAGAAUCAAUACGUCUCCAUUGAAUUGGACAACAAAUAUUCUCGAGAGGAAUUGAUCUUAGCUUCCACACAACAAAAGAAGGUCGGGAACUCAGCAGGAAUGAUUGUCCAAGAAGAGUGUCCUGAAACAACAGACAUUGGCCAGUCCGUGUAUUGUGUCUACAGAAAUGGGGGGUACUCCAAAUACGUCCAAUCGCCGAGAAUAAUCACUUCAAUGGAAGAAAAUGCCGUGCAGUACAUUUUUGUGCACGCAAAGUACGCUGCUGCGCCUCUUGAUGAAUUUAAAAUUUAUAUCAACACUGUUGUCCACGCAUGUUCGUCGAGUUAUAGUGAUGUUGAGUGGAAUGAAAUGACGAGCUCUUACUUUUCAACCACUUUAAAUCUGCAAUAUUCCAUUUUGUCGACGUCGGUGUGUUCAAUUGACCUCGUGAAAGGGUUUUGGUUCAAAAUCACAGGCGCCGACGAAACAUUAGAAUUUUCAACGUGCAACUCGACUUCAGAAUAUGAUGUGAAUUUGGACUUAAUAAGAGUGAAAAUGACGGAAUACAAUUUAAGUGAUAUAUCGACGGACUUCUCUCAAAUUGAUUGUAACAAUGAAAACAAGGCAGAGUGUAUGAGAACACGAACUGAUGGAUGCCGUGAUGGAUCGCGUUUAGCACGAAUGGUAGCAACAUUAGACCACGAUUACGUCUAUUUCUUGUUUGUUGGGAUCAAUGAAGAGUACUCGGCUUCCGUCCAAUUGGAUAUUAAAACGACUUGUCCACAGAGCUGUGGUGAGAAUGGAAUCUGUUCUGCAUAUUCCGGAAAAUGGGAAUGCAAAGACGGAUUUGUCUUGAGAGACAACGUCUGCACACAAUGUGGAAAUGGUGUGUUAGAUUCUAAUGAAGACUGCGACUUAUCUGUUCCGGGAUAUAUAGACCCAAAAUGUGACUCAACUUGUAAUUGUAAAUUUGGACAUGAACCAAAAGAAAUUGGAGGUGUCAAAAAAUGCGCAGUACCAACGUGUGACAACAAGCAGAUGGAUGCUUAUGAGCAGUGUGAUGGGGGGUUUGGGUGUGAUCAUUGUGUCUGUGUGAAUGGCACACAGAAAUUUGCAAAAGCACGAUUUGAUUGUAUUGUUUCCACGUGUGGUAAUAAGAAGUGGGACAAAGGAGAAGAAUGUGAUGGAGGAGAUGGGUGUAUAGAGUGUGAAUGCCAACCCGAUUGGUUUAGUCAAAAUCAAGCUGAUUGUACACGCCUGUCGUAUUCAUUAAGGAACUUUUUGUUCUGGGGUAUUGGGUGUAUAGUCUACUUGUUACUGUACUUGAUGUUACUGUUUUUAAUCAACAUAUUGUAUGUUAAGUUGACACAAAAGAUUAAGAAAGAGCUUGAUGAUGAGAAGAUGGUGAUCUUCGAGAACACAAUUAUUCCUUUUGAUAAGACCAACUCGCAGUACAUUGACCUUAAAACACCAAAUCCAUAUUUUUCAUUCUCAUCUAAUAACAUCGACUUUGGUGACACGAGGCCUGAAAUCAAUGAACCAGUCAGUACUAAAAUUAUACUGAAAAACACGUGGAAGGAGAACAUGCACUUUACUUUCCACUCUGGCGACUUUGUGAAGUACGAAAUUAUGUGUAAGCCAUUUACGGGGACUGUCAGAAAGGACGAGUCACUCACUUUGGAUAUCACGUUCAUGGCAAAGUGCACGACCAUUUUGAAUGAGAAAAUUCCCAUCACAAUUCGAUAUGGACAACUUCAAAAUGUUAUUAAAGACAUUAAGAAAGCGUGUCCGGAGUUGAUCGCACACGCUUCACAGUCUUCGCAAAACUCCGAGAGUGAUAACAAGUCAAAAUCUUCAGGGACAAAUGGGAGUAAUGGAAAUACUAAUAGCUCAAACAAGAACAGUCGUCCAACAAACCCAUCGAACCCAUCUAAUCCAUCGAAAAGUACUCCCAGUGGUUCAGGUAAAAGUGACUCUGACGACUCAAGGAAGAAUAAGAAAGGAAAGUCAAAAGUCACUAAAUUCCACGUCUACUUGAACUUACAAGUCGAGUCUGCGUUGUCCACUAAACUCGAUUAUGAAGAAAUUCACUUGCAACACCCCCCUAUUGGAGGUGGAACAUUUGGUAUAGUCUACAGAGCUGAAUGGAGACGAGUCGAUGUCGCUGUUAAAGUCAUGAAGACUGAUUUGGUUGGUUUGGCUGAGUUGUUACCAAACUUCAUGCAAGAGGCUGAGAUGAUGGAGCGUAUCAGAUGUCCAUACAUUGUCAACUUCAUUGGAAGUGUAGUGACGACUGAUACGUUGUGUUUAGUUACUGAAUUCUGUCCAUUUGCUUCUUUAAGAAAAUUUAUGAAGGUCAAUGCUAUGACUGAAUUACUCAAAGUCCGAUUCUGCCAAGACAUUGCAAAGGGUAUGGAGUACUUGCACCACAACGAUAUUUUACACAGAGAUUUGAAGACAGACAAUGUCUUGGUCUACUCGAAGAAUCCCCACGACCCAAUCACUGCUAAAGUCACCGAUUUUGGUACUUCAAGAUCAUUCAUUGAAUCAUCUGGGAAGAUCGAAUUGCAGAACAUUGGUACUCCAGUCUACAUGGCACCUGAAAUUAAUAAGAAGGAUCAGAUGACAUUAAAGAGUGAUGUCUACUCAUUUGCUAUUUGCAUGUUGGAAAUCUGGUUGGGAAGAGACCCAUACGAUCCAGCAAAAUUCCCCGACUCAGAGUCUAUUUUGAAGUUUGUCGGUGCGUCUAAAAGACUUGAAAUUGCAGACGACUGUCUCUUUAAAGAUAUCAUCCAACAAAGUUGGAAGAAUAAACCAAAUGAAAGACCAUCAUUUAAGGAAAUUGGAUCGGCGCUCGAUACUAUUCAGAAGAAAUUGAACGACGCCUCAAAAUCAGACUCAAAGAAAGAACACUCUGGUUCAACAGGAACUAAUACUAAAGAUAAGAGCGUUUCUUCUUCUGAAAAGAAAAAUACAGUUGGCGAUGGAACUAAUACUAAUACACAAGAAGAAAGCUUAGAGGCUUCGAUGUCUUCACAAUUUGCAGGCGGUGAGGAGGAUUAA
Entamoeba invadens IP1 is the source of this 3633-nucleotide messenger RNA. Its product is annotated as serine-threonine protein kinase, putative. The transcript is spliced from 2 exons. The coding region runs from base 1 to 3633 and encodes 1210 amino acids. Gene Ontology annotation, molecular function: ATP binding; protein kinase activity. Gene Ontology annotation, biological process: protein phosphorylation. NCBI's taxonomy places the organism in Eukaryota, Evosea, Mastigamoebida, Endamoebidae. The record is from RefSeq and is a predicted model, not a curated record.